Messenger RNA from Aspergillus ruber CBS 135680, 2559 nucleotides. Its product is annotated as putative GARP complex subunit Vps53. The record is from RefSeq and is a predicted model, not a curated record. Bases 1 to 2559 code for a protein of 852 amino acids. Gene Ontology annotation, biological process: retrograde transport, endosome to Golgi. NCBI's taxonomy places the organism in Eukaryota, Fungi, Ascomycota, Eurotiomycetes, Eurotiales, Aspergillaceae. The transcript is spliced from 3 exons. Gene Ontology annotation, cellular component: GARP complex.
AUGUCUUCUACCACCGCAACCACCACCAACCAUAUGCUGCCAGACGAAGAACCGAGCCUUGAUCCUCUAGAUGCGGCUGACUACGAUCCAAUCGACCACCUAAACGCUAUCUUCUCGCACCCUUCCACCCUCUCCUCCGUAUCCCAGGUGUCCGAAUCCCUUCAAACCUACGAAGAUGAACUGGACGAUGAUAUCGGCUCGCUGGUGGAAGACCAGGUCACAUCCAAUGCCGAAAGCGUGGAGCGCAUCCAAGCAGCCAAAGCCGACCUGAGCGAGCUAUUCAAGAAGAUUGACGACGUUCGCGACCGCGCAUUGAGCACCGAGCAUGCGAUUACAGAGAUGACAGCAGAUAUCAAGCAACUGGACAAUGCGAAGAAGAAUCUCACGUUGUCGAUGACGGCGCUGAAGCGGCUGCAGAUGCUCACGACAGCGUACGAUCAGCUGCGCGCGCUGAGCCGAACAAGACAAUACCGCGACUGUGCGCAGUUACUGCAGGCUGUUAUACAGCUCAUGGCGCAUUUCAAGUCAUACCGGUCGAUCGAUCAGAUUGCGCUGCUGAGUAGAAAUGUGGCGGAUAUACAGCGGGAGUUACUGGAACAAGUUUGUGAGGAUUUCGAGCUGGCGUUUGCCAAAGGGGAGGUCGGGCCGAAGAAUGCGAUAUUGGCUGAGGGGUGCUUGGUUAUUGAUUCGCUUGGGGAUCAUGCGAGGUCGCGGCUUGUGACUUGGUACUGCAACUUUCAGUUGCGGGAGUAUCGGCAGGUUUUCAGGAAUAAUGAGGAGGCUGGGUCUUUGGAUAACAUUUCGCGGAGGUACUCGUGGUUUAAGCGGAUUUUGAAGAUCUAUGAUGAAGAUUAUGCUGCUAUUUUUCCGGCAAGCUGGAAGGUUGAUGAAAUUCUGGCCAAUGUUUUCUGUGAAGGUACUAGAGAUGAUUUCAAGGGUAUUCUUUCCAGGUCGGUGCGGAAUGGCCAGACUAUCGAUGUCAACCUGUUACUCUCGUGUUUACAAGAGACCUUGGACUUCGAGCACACUCUGGAGCGCCGCUUUGCCAGUCCUUCGCGGCCUUCAACCGAUACGUUUGUCUCGAGCGAGGUAUCUGUCUUCGGCCAAGCAAUUUCGGAGGCUUUCGAGCCAUACCUAAGCAUAUGGGUUGAAGCUCAAGACAAGCAGCUGGCUGCACUCAUACCAAAGUACCGACAACAGCCCCUGAAACCCCCAGAUGAGGAAUUCGACUCUCACAUUGUCAUCUCCUCAUCAACCGAACUCUUCACCUUCUACAGACAUGCAUUGCAGCAAUGCGCGAAACUUUCCACAGGUGGCAGUCUUGCGGACUUGGGCGGUGUAUUUGCGAAAUACUUGGACCAAUAUGCGCAGCAGGUUCUUCUUUACUAUAUCAGCGAACGACCUACAGGGCAUACGCCUUCAAAGGUUCCGUCUUUGGAAGACCUCAUUCUAGUUCUCAACACCGCGGACUAUUGUUACACGACAUGUACCCAACUAGAGGAGAAGAUCAAGGGCCGGCUGGACAAGAACCUGAAAGAGAAGGUUGACCUACAAAGCCAAGCUGAUUCCUUCAUGGGAAUUGCCUCUGCAGCCGUACGAGGCCUUGUACGGCAGGUUGAGGUUGAAAUGGAGCCCUGCUGGCGAGAGAUGCGCAACACUUCCUGGAAUCGUUUAGAGGCUGUUAGCGAUGAGAGCUCUUAUGUGGGGCAGGUGUUGUCUAAGGCGAAGACGAAGGCUUCGGAGAUUCUAGAGUUCUUGCAUAAGCAGCAAUAUGCAAGAGCUUUUACUGAUCAUCUUGUGGAGUUGAUAUCGAGUCUUUUCAUUACGAUCGUCUUUCAAAGCAAGCCUAUUUCAGAGACGGCAGCAGAACAGAUGCUUCUUGACUCUUACACUCUCAAAUCCGGCCUCUCAUCCCUUCUCCCGCCCCCCACCCCAGCAAGCUUCGCCAAACGUGUAAAUUCCAGCUUUUCCAAAAUUGAAGCUCUACUCAAAACCGUUCAAGUCCACCCCUCACCCCCCGAAGCCCUCGUCCAAGCAUACCUAAUCCACAUCGCCGACCAAAGCAACGCCAAUUUCCGCAAGAUCCUCGAUAUGAAGGGUAUCCGCAGCCGUCAAGAACAGAAUCACCUUGUGGAACUCUUCCAAGUGCAUCGUGCAUCUGAACGCCACGCACCGAAUCUCCAACAAAGCAAUCCCGUCCUUGCAGCACUGCAGCCCUCUGGUACUUCCUCAUCUGGUUCUGUAUCUCAGGGCCUAGGCUCCGCAUCUACAUCCCGGUUCGACCCGUCCAUCCUCGGCUCGGUUAUUAUCUCCGCUGCUAAAGAUGGUGUUGAUCGAUUCGGUACACCCUCGAACGGUAGCGCCGGAGGUCCUGCGCCCUCCUCGUCCUCGGGGGCUUUGUCUCCGUCUGGAGGGGACGGUAGCAACGAAGGGUAUAGCUACGCUGGUAAUUUGAAUGAGAAUCUGAAUCUGAAGAAUAUUGGGAAGUUCUUCCGGAGGGAUUUGGGUGGGUUUGGGGGGAGGUUUAGUGGGAGGGGUGGUGAGGAUGGGGGUGGUUGA